Messenger RNA from Spirodela intermedia, 3152 nucleotides. The record is from the annotation of a GenBank genome assembly. NCBI's taxonomy places the organism in Eukaryota, Viridiplantae, Streptophyta, Magnoliopsida, Alismatales, Araceae.
AUGAGGAGGUUUUCCACCGUAAGUGGUUCUUCUUCUUCUUCUUCUUCUUCUUCUUCUUCUUCGAUCCCUGCUUCUGUGGGCAUCUCUUCUUCUUCGAGUGAACAAUGCCUGCAUUGAUCUGAGAUCGAGAGAGAGAGAGAGAGAGAGCUUGCGGCAGGAUCUGGGUCCAAUGCUGAUUUCCUCUUAUUUUUCCUGUGAUCAUCCUAUGAAUCUUCUUGUGCUACAAUUCAUGUACACUCGUUCUUGUUGAUCAAGAAUGUUCUUUGAAAAGUUUUUAGUUUCUCUGCCAACGAUUUCGUUCAACGAGAUUUUCGUACUGUUCUUCCAGUUCAUUGCAUUUUUUUCCCGACUGGCUCGAGAUACCCUUGAAAGGGGCUUUUAUCUCCUGGGCUCUGAUCAUCUCGGCAUUUUUUAUUCAAAUGCCGUUGGGAUUUUAAUUGAUUCGAGUUUGGACUUGGACUGCUGUUCUUCAGCUCCUGAGUGCUCUUCUCAUUGCUGCCGCCAUCCACGAAGCUCGGUGGGCCGCCGCAAGCUGCCGGCGAGCAAAGUCAGACCCCGUCCGUCCGCACAGUGUCUCCAUCACUGAAUUUGGGGCAGUGGGCGAUGGGGUGACGCUCAACACCAAGGCAUUUCAGAAUGCGAUCUUUUAUCUCCACUCCUUCGCCGACAAGGGUGGGGCCCAGCUGUUCGUCCCUGCAGGGAAGUGGUUGACCGGGAGCUUCAGCCUCAUCAGUCAUCUCACCCUGUCUUUGGACAAGGAUGCUGUCAUUCUCGGGUCAACGGUGAGCUCCCUGGGUUUGAUCCUCUCCCAUCUCUUUGUUUUGACCAGAGAAUUUUGUUGAAAAAUUAUGGGGAAUAGUUGAUCGAAUUGAAUUCCUCGUUAUUCAACGAUAUAUAAGCCUCGUUCAUGCAUGAAAUCAAAUUCAGGAUCCAAGCGACUGGCCGAUCGUUGACCCCCUGCCAUCAUAUGGCCAGGGGAAGGAUCUGCCACGUGGAAGGCACCAGAGCCUCAUCUUUGGGUCCCACCUUACCGAUGUUGUGAUAACGGGUGAGUUGGGGAGGGGAAGAGAAUCCAUCGGGGGCGAGUGUUUUGACCGAUCUCCAUGCAGUAAUUGGAUGGUCUGAUCGUUCCAGGUGGCAAUGGGACAGUUGACGGGCAGGGCGGCGUUUGGUGGGAAUGGGCCAGGAAUCAUAUCCUGAACUUCACCCGCCCGCACCUCGUUGAGCUGAUGCACUCGACCGGGGUCGUCAUCUCAGAUUUGACUUUCAAGAACUCCCCAUUUUGGGCAAUCCAUCCGGUGUACUGCAGGUCUGUUGCUUCAGUUGUUCAGUUCGGAUGACUUUCUCUCAUUAAAACUGACGAUCGGUUGACUUGUGUCUCGCUUGGUGAACAGCCAAGUCCUCAUCCAGAACAUCACGAUCCUCGCGGCCCCUGAUUCACCAAAUACCGAUGGUAUCGAUCCAGGUAAGAAAACAUGGUUUUUUUUUUGCUUCCCCUCUUUUUUCCUUGCAGCUCCUAAUGGCACGUUGACUUUUCUUUCCCGGGGUUACCAUUUUCUCUCUCAAGGACGAUAAAAACGAGAAAAAAUGUUCAUGAGAGUCAAGCUCUCCCUGUCUUUUCUGAAACUUUGGAAUGCAGAGCUGAUUCCUCGGUAUUAUUUCACUAAGGAAUGCUCAUGAUCCAAUCGAGGAAAAGUACUCUGCAUUGUCGAUUGAAGUGGUGAAAGGAAUGAGAAUAUCAGCAACAGGGUCCACAGAACAGGCUAUUUCCCUAAUUUAGCAAAAUUAUAUCAGCUAUUUCCCUCAUGAAUCCAGACAUGGGGGCCAAAAAUAAAAAAAGAAAAAAGAAAAAAGAAACCCAUUCAUCACCUAGCAGGUUACUAAUUCCUCGACAUGAGAGGACCUGCUUCCUCUUGUAGAAAGCUAUGAAGAAGUUAAAGCCGCAAGUGACCAGAAUCAUCUUCCCUGUCUGUGUUUUUCUCAUGGCCGUGAUGGGUUGACUUUUAUCAGGCGUUGAUUUCUGGCCGAUUCAAGGGUUUCUAGAUGGUAUUUAGGGGUCGAUCUAGUGUUCUGAGGAGAUCGAGGCCAGCUAUUUCUUUCGAUUUUUUUAUAAUAAAAAUCCUAGGCUCCUCCCCUCCUAGCAACCAAGCGAUCGAUUUGGUGUUGGAUUCAAUCCUAGUUCCCUCCUCUGUAAGUAUCUUUCUCAAGACUGGUUCUUCUCGUUGAAAAAAAAAAAAAAAAAAACUAUUUUUGGCCACGGAAUUUUACGUUCCGAGCAAUUUUGAGAUUGAUGGUGGGGUAUCUUGCCCCUGCAAUCCCAGCUUCCUGAUGAUCUUCACAGCAAGAUCAUGCCACCCAGACAAGGAAAGGAAAACAGUGGGUGCCCUCAUGCCGUUGUCGAUCAAUAUGUCACUCAUAUCUGACCACGGCCUCCUCAAAUUCUUCCAGACUCAUCCUGCAACGUGUGCAUCAAGGACUGCUAUAUCAGCACCGGCGACGACCUGAUCGUGGUCAAGAGCGGGUGGGACGACCAUGGCGGCGCCGCCACUGCCCGGCCAAGCUUCAACAUCACCAUCACCCAGAUCACCGGCUCAGGUGGCGGAGGGAUCACCCUCGGGAGUGAGACGUCGAGUGGCGGCAUCUCCGACAUCCGGGCAGAUGGCCUCCGCCUGUCCAACUCCAAGAGCGGCAUCGCCAUCAGGGCCGCCGCCACUGGAGGCGGAUACAUCCGUAACAUCCUCAUCUCCGGUGUGACAAUGACCAAUGUGGAGACAGCCUUUGUGAUCACCGGCGGUGGCGGCGGUGGUGGGCUGGCGGAGCUCCCCUUGGUGAAGAGCAUCACCAUAAGGGACGUGGUUGGAGAGAACAUCAAGCAGGCGGGGAUUGUGGAGGGAAUUGAAGGUGGGAGCUUGAGGGAUAUCUGCUUCUCCAACAUUGCGCUCAACAACGUGAAGUCGGAGCCGCCAUGGAGAUGCUCAUACAGCGAGGGCUACUCUGACAGGGUCUCGCCGGAGCCUUGCCCGCCGCUCAGGAACCCAAUCCCCAUCAACUCCUCCGUCUGCUACUGGCUCGAUCGCCGGAGAAGAGCCCAGCCAUUGAACGGGAGCCACCUCAUCAGUGCUCUUGUGGAGUUUGCCCCCUUCGCAGGCUGA